UGACUGGUUUGUUUUGCUGUUGAAGGUGGAUUUCAGCAGUGAGACAGAAGGCUUCACGGGACGGACAACAGUUCAGGUUUUAGAAAACAGCGUUCGUGACUAACUCAUCUCCAGUGUCCACGCAGCUUGUACAUAUAAUAUUGUCUCAUUGAAGUAAUUACCAACAUGCCUUCAGAAAAGACCUUCAAACAAAGAAGGACAUUCGAGCAGCGAGUGGAUGAUGUCAGGCAGAUACGGGAGCAGCACCCCAAUAAGAUCCCGGUCAUUAUUGAGAGGUAUAAGGGGGAGAAACAGCUGCCCAUUCUGGACAAGACAAAGUUCCUGGUACCGGAUCACGUCAACAUGAGCGAACUCAUCAAGAUCAUCAGGAGGCGCCUGCAGCUCAACUCCAACCAGGCCUUCUUCCUGCUGGUGAACGGCCACAGCAUGGUGUCUGUGUGCACGGCCAUCUCCGAGGUGUACGAGCGUGAGCGUGACGACGACGGCUUCCUCUACAUGGUGUACGCCUCGCAGGAGACGUUUGGAGCCUCGCACACACACUAGAAACCCCGGUGGCCACCCGGCUGCCAUCAGGACAACAGUAUGACUUGUCGCCGCCUCAUUCCCAUGUAUGCCACCCCCACCGCAAUCUCGCCUCCAUCAGCUGUAUACCCAACCAAUGGGUGCCCCCCCCCAAAAAAAAACCAUUCCCAUCUUCAGCUUAUUGCUCCGUCUUAACUGCCCCCACCUCUACCCCCAAGUGCUGCUCAUAGAUCCUCAUAUAGACUAGAGAGUAAUUACUGGCCCUAGUAUCCCCCAUCCAUCCUGCUUGGUAGGUGAGCUGACCAGGAUGUGAGUGGUGAUCUGGCUGGAGCGCAGGCGACCGCCCACUACUGCUCAUUCAUUGUCAGGUGUUCAAAGGUAGUUCAACAUGUGUGUUUUCUACUUGAAAUCAGUGUGUGCGUGUGUGUCUGUGUGUUCGUGUUAGCUGGAUCACUGCGGCCUCGAGUGAAGCCUGCUGUUUAAAGUAGAUGCCCUGACACUGACCGAUCAAAGCCAUGACCAAUCAGCCGUUAGUCUCACUAUUAAGCUGUUGAUGUGACCAAUCAGCUGUCCGCCAAGGCUAACGGAAGACUAAUCAGAAACGGACACAGUGGGCUUGGGCCCUGCAACCCCCCAUAAUCACCAUUCAUUCAUACUUUAAUGAUAAAUGGGGAUGGUGUAGUUCAUUUUAGCCAUAGCUUUAUUUUAGUUGAAAGUCUAUUCGCUAAUAGCAUGCAUACAUAUUGUGGGUGUACGUACAUACAUACACGCACACGCACAUACACAUACACACACAUACAGUAGUGCUCCCUGAGGACUCCAGAGCACUUUUGGUGUCCUCUGUGUUGUUAAGUGAGGUCGAGGAAUUAGAGAUUUUGGGAUUUUCCGGUUUCCUCCUCACCAUCAUCUAAGUAUCCUGCCUUGUACAGUUCCUUCAACAGUGUUUCCUCACUGAAAGGAGGAAUACUUGGGUUUCUUACGGGGAAAAAAGAAAGAAAAAAAGCUUUGCUCUUUUAUGCCUGCUCAGAUUGUAGUGAGACGCUUUUUAAUGUAAAUGCAGACAGCGCAAGAUUGAAGAAAAACAUUGAUAUAAAAAAACUGUAAUGUCAGAAAUGUGUGAGUGAAUGUGGGGAUGAUUAGGUGUGGUUUCCGAUGAUGAUGAUGAUGGAGGUGGCAGUAGUGAAUGGACCUAGUGUUAUUUUAUCUCUGGAUUCUAUCUCCAAGUCUCCAGAGCUGUGUUGUGACACCCUCAGAGAAGUUCAAAGGUCAUUGGAAUGCACGUUGAGAGGAUGGUGUUUUGAGGGUCAUGUGGCUUUAUUAUAUGUCCUUGUGUGCUCUCCCACUUUCUCAUUAUCUCUUAAGUAAUUGUUUAAAGUUACAAGCAUUUUUAUCCUUAAGCAGUUAUCAGCUAUUCAUUUGUUUUUAUUUAAAUGGUUGUUCAUGUUUUAUGUGUAAAGAUGAAUCCAUAUAGUAAAGUACAGUCUGGAAUUAACAAAGCACAGUCUGAGGGAAAGACUUCAGGCUUUCAGCAAUAUUAUACAACUUUUUUUUCUUGUAUUUUUGUUGAUAUUUUAAACAAUAAAAUAAUAUUAUAAAUA
Alosa alosa (allis shad) is the source of this 2120-nucleotide messenger RNA. RefSeq names its product microtubule-associated protein 1 light chain 3 beta (gene map1lc3b). Gene Ontology annotation, molecular function: ubiquitin protein ligase binding. The record is from RefSeq and is a predicted model, not a curated record. The transcript has 4 exons. Gene Ontology annotation, cellular component: autophagosome membrane; autophagosome; cytosol. Lineage: Eukaryota; Metazoa; Chordata; Actinopteri; Clupeiformes; Clupeidae. Gene Ontology annotation, biological process: cellular response to nitrogen starvation; autophagy of mitochondrion; autophagosome assembly. Bases 166 to 543 code for a protein of 125 amino acids.